ACCAAAGUCCAAAUAGUAUCGAGCCAUCGAAAAACAUGACCCUUUUUGAACAAGAAUGGAAUGCAAUGGCUAAUCGGACUCUCGAGUCUGCAAAAGAAGCUGAAACUUCCUCAGUACUUAAAAUUUCUGCACCUCCUCGACCUCAAGCUCAGAGAAAGGAGAGCUCUAUAACAGAAAAGAAAGGAAGAAGCAUUGGAUAUCGUGGAAUUAUCGCAAUAAUUGUGGUUCUUACUUUCAUUAAUCUUUUGGUGUUUAUUGGCUAUAUCAAAGUCUAUGGACGGAAGAAAGAAUCAUACAACAAAAUCAAUGUUGGUAGUGCAGAGUACUCUGAUUCUGAUGGUCAAUUUAUGUUAAGGUUUGAUAUUGGUAUGAUCUUAAUGGCAACCAAUGACUUCUCGUCCGAAAAUACGCUUGGCCAAGGUGGAUUUGGUACGGUCUAUAAGAUGAUAAGUGGUGAAAGAAACAAUAGCUUCGAAGGAGAAGGACUUGCAGCUUUUGCAUGGAAAAGAUGGGUUGAAGGAAAGCCUGAGAUUGUAAUUGAUCCUUUCUUGAUAGAGAAUCCAAGAAACGAGAUCAUCAAGUUGAUCCAAAUUGGUUUGUUGUGUGUUCAAGAGAAUGCAGCAAAGAGACCAACCAUGAGCUCUGUAAUAAUUUGGCUUGGCAGUGAGACUAUCAUCAUUCCUUUACCUAAAGCUCCUGCUUUCACUGGAAGUCAAUCCCAAUCUGAAAAUGGUAUAAUGUCAAUGAGCGACGAUGUCUUCACAGAGUUGAGUUGUCGUUGAGUUCAUUUAGCUAAUUCAAAUGUUGUUAAGGUAUAACUGUUGUAUAUGUCAUCUAAUAGAAAUACGUUUAGAUAUUUUGAGUGAAUGUAAGGAGAUUAAAAAAUUGUAUGAAUU
This is a messenger RNA of Arabidopsis arenosa, 896 nucleotides long. The record is from the annotation of a GenBank genome assembly. Lineage: Eukaryota; Viridiplantae; Streptophyta; Magnoliopsida; Brassicales; Brassicaceae.